Cetraspora pellucida is the source of this 130-nucleotide messenger RNA. Lineage: Eukaryota; Fungi; Glomeromycota; Glomeromycetes; Diversisporales; Gigasporaceae. The record is from the annotation of a GenBank genome assembly.
AGCAGAAGAUUAUAAUACACUUAAAAUUACAAUGAGCCAAUUUCUUAAUAAUUUACAGUCUAUUAAAGAGGAUGGAAUGUUAAUUGCUAAUAUUCAUUGGAAAUUUCAAUUAUACUUUAGCUCUGAUUAG